UUCACCUCAAUAGCAAGUCCGCUUCUACAAUGGCACUAGGAUUCCAGAGUGUACUGAAAACCAGCUGAGGCAUCAGCCGUGUGGACUGAGCAGCUACUGGAGUCUCCAACCUUCCGUUCAUAGGCAGCCUUUGUUGGACUAGCUAAGCCACAGCCUCCUGGACACCUGGUGAGCUGUAAGAACACCUGUCACGUCCUCUGCCUGACACCUAGACCUAGCAGCUGUCAUGGGCACCCCAGAGAGAGAAUGCUUCCUUGAGACCAUGGUUAACUACCUCCUGGACACAAACAGCACAGAGGACCUGCAACUCCUGCUGACACAAGAGGAAGCCUGGAAACAGUUUGUGGCAGGAGUUGAUUUGUCCAGGGAAGAGGAAGCUGCCUUGGGAGAAGCUCUUGCUGGGAUCUUUGCAGAUCCUGAUGGAGAAGAUGAAGACGAGCUCCAAAAUGACCUGCAGGACAAGAACGAGAGGAAAGAGGACGAUGCCUUGAGUGAAGCCCUUGGUGACACUGUAGCUGAUGCUGAUGCAGAGGAUGAAGAGAAGCUAGCUGAUGCUGAUGCUGAUGCUGAUGCUGAUGCUGAUGCUGAUGCUGAUGCAGAAGAUGAAGAGGAGCUAGCUGAUGCUGAUGCAGAAGAUGAAGAGGAGCUAGCUGAUGCUGAAGCAGAAGAUGAAGAGAAGCUAGCUGAUACUGAAGCAGAAGAUGAAGAGGAGCUAGCUGAUGCUGAUGCAGAAGAUGAAGAGGAGCUAGCUGGUGCUGAAGCAGAAGAUGAAGAGGAGCUAGCUGAUGCUGAUGCAGAGGAUGAAGAGGAGCUAGCUGAUGCUGAUGCAGAAGAUGAAGAGGAGAUCCAAAAUGUCCUGUGGCACAAGCAAAGGUUCUUGGAUGCUUAUCCUCGGGUGAAACUGGAACUUGAGGAGUGCAUCAGGAAGCUCCAUGCCCUGGCAGACAAGGUUGACAAGGUGCACAGGGACUGCACCAUCUCACAGGUGGUGGCCGGCUCCAGCAGUGCUGUGUCUGGAGUGCUGACAAUCCUUGGUCUGGCUCUGGCGCCUGUGACAGCAGGAGUCAGUCUGGCACUGUCAGCCACUGGCUUGGGGCUGGGGGCAGCCGCAGCUGUGACUAGUGUUUCCACAAGCAUUGUGGAAAAGGUAAGCAUGGUGUCUGCUGAGGCUGAAGCCAGCAAGCUGGUGCCAACCAAGAAAGACACAAUGAAGGACAUGAAAGAUGUUUUGGGUCUGAGUGGCCCCAGACUAGUUUCCUUAUCCAAGAAUUCCUUCAAGAACCUGGAAAACAUCAAGAAAAACAUUCAUGCCAUCAAACUGACCAAAGCAAACCCUCGCCUAGCAAAUAAUGCCAAGCGUCUCAUGACAACAGGGACGAUAUCUGCCCGAAAGACUAAACAGGUGCAGAAAGCCUUUGGAGGUACAGCUCUGGCCAUGACCAAAGGAGCCCGGAUCACGGGUGCAGUCACUGCAGGUUUUUUACUCGUACUGGACGUGGUCAAGCUUGUGGAGGACUCGAUGCAUUUGCAUGAGGGUGUUAAGUCAGAGUAUGCUGCAAAGCUGCGGCAGCAAGCUCGGGACCUGGAGCAGAAGUUGCAGGAGCUCAAACAGGUUCAUGAUACCCUGAUUCAGUGACCUCUUCCUCUUCAGUGCAGCUCAGAGGACUGGGGAGGGAGUGUGCUGGACAGGGCCAUGAACACAUGGGAGCCCCUGACUGUAUCCCCUUCACAGCAGUGCCUGCUAAAGGGAGAAGGCACAUUAAGAGACAGGAAGCCAAAACACAAAUGGGACAGUCUCAUGACCUCUUACCAGACUCCAGCUCUUAGAUCCAUCAACUUCCCAACCAAGAACCAAGCUCCUGAGCUGGGACCACAUCCAAGUCCUGACAGAGCCACAGCCCAGCCGCUCCUGAGCUAUGUCCACCACACUGCUCCCAACUGCUGCUUACAUCCUCACCGUCCACUGAGCCAUCAAUCUUCCCACCACUUUUUGAUUGAUGACACGAAGACCUUCUCCUCUUUUCUUCUUCUGCCUAAUUGUGUGUUUUUCCAAAUAUUUCUCAAUCUGACCAUCAGACUCUGGUUGUGAACAUCACUUCCUCUUCUUGGUUUUGGGUCACGUGGGUGCCAUUGGUGAAAUGCUCAAGACUAGAAAGAGAGGAUGCUGGGAACACCAACUGUCUAAUCAUCACAAGUUCUUCACCCUACAUGCCACCGUGGAUGCUCACAGAAGGUGACGGGAUAUGGCUGGUGAGUCCUUCCUUCUCUCUGCUACCAGACUUCUGGGAAAUCGUAUGUUUUAAUGCCUAUUGACAUUUAAAAUCUGCUGCAAUUGCAUGAGAUCUGCCAAGGUGAACUGGACGGGCUACACUUGGUCCAUAAAUUCCGAAGAAUAAAUUUGUGAGCACUGA
This is a messenger RNA of Arvicanthis niloticus (Nile rat), 2411 nucleotides long. NCBI's taxonomy places the organism in Eukaryota, Metazoa, Chordata, Mammalia, Rodentia, Muridae. The record is from RefSeq and is a predicted model, not a curated record.